Messenger RNA from Chelonus insularis, 2659 nucleotides. RefSeq lists its product as uncharacterized. The coding region runs from base 82 to 2025 and encodes 647 amino acids. Gene Ontology annotation, molecular function: endonuclease activity. The transcript has 3 exons. Gene Ontology annotation, biological process: maturation of 5.8S rRNA; maturation of LSU-rRNA. Lineage: Eukaryota; Metazoa; Arthropoda; Insecta; Hymenoptera; Braconidae. Gene Ontology annotation, cellular component: Las1 complex; preribosome, large subunit precursor. The record is from RefSeq and is a predicted model, not a curated record.
AAAUAAAAAUCAUCAAAGUUAUAUUCUUCGAUAAAUAUAUAAUUAGCUAAUUUUCCAUGACAAUUAUAUAAAUAAAUCAAAAUGGCAUUUUUCUCAAGAAAUGAAGGCUUUAAACGUGUACCAUGGUUAUCAUUCCCAGAGUGGUAUCAAGUUUAUAAACAAAUUUAUUCUAAUGAUAACUCCAAACAGUUGAAAGCUUACGACACUUUACUCGUAUGGAAGGCUCGAAUGCCAAAACUACCAGUGGGGGUAGAUUGUACUUUUUCUUUAAUUCACGUUUGUCUUCGAGACCGAGAGUGGACUCCAAAAAUCAACGUUGGAAAAUUGCCAUUAUCAUAUGAAAAUGAUUUGUGUUUACUAUACUCAACAACAAUCAUGAGAUUUCUAAAUCAUAUCUCCAAUAUUGGUCAUACAAAACAAACAUCGCUGUUCCAAAUUGCCAAGCAAUUAAAUAUUCCUGAAUGGAUUGUCAACUUAAGACACGAUGCUGCUCAUGGUCAUCAAUUACCUUCUAUUGAUUUAUUUAGAAUUGCAGCAAAUUUCUUACUUACUUGGCUACACAAUGAGUAUUGGGUUGCAGAAGCUCGUGCUCUUCAAAAAGAAUUCAUUAAUGAUUCACAACCUGUAGAUGCCGAGAAUGAAUCUCCAAAUACUCUUAUUAACCUGAUUGAAUUAUGGAUAGCCGUAGGCCUCUAUAACACUGCAGAAUACCCCUCUGUAUCUAGUCUACCGGAUGAACAGCUUCAAGAAACACUUAAUGAGUUACGAAUAUCUUCUAAAAAAUCGAAACGUUAUCUAAAUGCAAAUAUAAAUGAAAAUAAUGACAGUGGUUAUCGUUUAGCAACAGCCAAGUUUUAUUUAUUAACAGAAAUUUACUCCAUUUUGAACAAAAAGAAACUAUCAUUUGAUUCAACGACAACAACAUUGAAUGUUAUUAUGAACAGUGAAUUAUUUUUACCUACUGGAGAAUUUCUUCAAUUGUUCUUGACUAAAUCCAAUCUAAAAAAUAACUGGGAAAAGACUCAUUUACCUAAAGCAAUUAUUAAAUUUUGGCAACCUUUUAUUGCUAUGUUACAUGAGAGAAAUAUGUUAGAUUCUCUGGUAUUUAAAUUAAUUGAAUUCAUUAAUUCGGAUAGUGUAAGCAAUGGAACGAAACAAAAAAAAUUAAUUGCAGCAUUGUGGAUAAAAUCUAUUGCACAGGGAUUAAUUAAAUUAAAAUUUUGUCAAAAAGAAAUGCAAGUGUUAGAACAAUCAUAUAAUAACAGCAAGAAAAAGUUAACUCCAAAAAUACUAGAGUCAAAAAUAAAAGAAAAAAUGAAAUCUUUAUAUCCACAAUUACAAUAUGGAUUGUGGUUAGACAUUAAAUCUGACAUUCCAACAAUAUUUAGUGAUAUAAAUUUUGUUAAAAAAGUAAUAAUUAAUCCAAAUGAAUUUACUUUGGAAUAUGUAGAACCACUUCUAGAUUUAGUAGUGCCCAGCAUAGAAACUGAAGUAAGAAACAAGAUGUUAGAUUUAAUCGGAAUUUACCUUGGAAAGAAGUCUUUUUUUAAUAUUUCAUGUGAUAAGAAAGAUAAGGUAUAUACUCGUGAAGACUUAAUCGAAAUAACUGGACGUAAGUAUUUGGAUCUUAGUGAUGAGAAUGAACCAAUGAAUGAAGAAGAAAUAGUUAAAGAAUUUGAUUUGGCUGACAACGAAAAGAGAAACAGUAGUUGGAAAUUAUCAGAAGAAUCAGAAAAUAUUAAUUGGGCAACUAGUGAUAUUGGAAUUCUACCUUGGCAAAUAGGUAAAUUAGAUAUGUUGGAAUUAAAUGAUGACCAAUCAAAGGUUCUUUAUCCAAUUACACGUAAGUCAAUGAAUACUACUGCAGGAUUUGUAGAUUUAGAGAAUUUAAUUUCUGAUAGUCAAGUGAAAUGGGAAGAAGUAUUGAGAAAGAAACAGAGACGAAAGAGAAAAAAAAUAGAUAUUAAUGCGGGUGUUACAAUUACUAAAGCUAUAGAGGUAGUUAAAAAAAAUAAAAUUAAUUAAAAUGAUAAUCUCAUUACAGCUACUUUGUUACAUAAAGAUCAAGCAAAAAGAAAUUUUAUAUAAAUCGACAAAAAAUAUUGAAUGUAUUAUUUUUACUUAUUAGAUAUGAUUAUGACACGAAGAUUAAGAAAAUAUAUCAUUAACUUUUUUAUUAAAAUUACGAUACAUUUUUUAUUACCAUUGCAUCUAAUUGUUACGUUGAAUAAUGAAUAAAAUUAAAGCAUAACGAAAAGUAUAAAAACUUUCAAUAUAAUCACAACAUCUAGGCACCAUUUGUAUAAUCAUGUUUUUAUAAACUACUUUAAUGAAUUUUAUGUUUUUGUACACUUCUCAAAGCCGGUUUUUUCCUACAGCUAAACAAACUUUUCAUUAUGAAAAGUGGACGGCUGUUUUAUUAAUAAUUAUCUUUUUUUUAGGAAUAUACGAAUAGUAAUAACAAAAUUUUAGCAUAAUCUAACUAAUAUAUAUAUGUAUAUAAUUCGCAUUCAUAAACGUUUUAUAAACCAGAACUUGAGUAAUAACUCAUCAGGUAAAUCUUAACUAGUUCGUUGUUGAAACUACUUUUUAAUGGUUGACAUUUUUUGCUAAUUUUAUACUCUCAUUUCUUUGGUUUCAAUAUUUUGAAAUGUUUUUA